AGAUUAGGUAACUGCCAUGGCAGCGUCCUCUUACUCGUCUACAGAGGAGACAACAAAUGCCUGUAGAGCGUGUCGACUUCUCCUGGGUCCGUGUACAGAUCAACUGAGGGAUGUUCUACGUCAUUAUAUACCACCCGCUAUUUUUCCACGUGUCAUUGUACAAAAAAGGAGUAAUCUACCCCGUCUGACAGCACCUCAAAUGAGUCUUAUUUUACCAAGAGGUAAAAGUUAUACCGGAAACUAUGCUGAUAUGGAUAUUCCUUUAUUGUACUCGCUGCUUAGAAACAUUUGUAACAUAACAGCACACAACAAAGGCUGGGGAAAUGAUCCAGACCCUACAGAUCGUACUCUCUCUGCCAAUGUUGAGAGGAUCCGUACUGCCAGAAACCAGUGUGUGCAUUCUUCUAGUCCCGUCCUUUCUAACGCUGAUUUCAAUACAGUCUGGUCUACCGUAAGAUCAGCAGUUGUAGAUCUCGAUUCGUUCCUUAACAACGGAAACCAGUACGAAAAGGAGGUGGAUUUUUUAAAACAUGAGACAAUGGACCCUGUCCGUGACCUUCAUUUCAUUGAAGAACUGAGAAAACAGGCUGAAGAAGAUGCAGCAACAAGGAAAAUAUUACAUGGCCUACAACGUAAAUUAGAAGAAAGCGAAGAAAAUCGAUCUGAAAAUCAAAAUAAAAUGCUAGAAAUGAUUAAUGAAAUCAAGAAUACUAAAUGUGUCAUUCCUCCAAAUGUGAAAGAUAUCCAUUCAAAGAAAGUCCUACAAUGGAAGAAAGACGACGAAGUUUUCAUUGAAACCCACAACUUUCAUGCAAUGUUGGAUAAAGUCAGAAAUCAACCGUACAUGACAUUUGUUGGUGUCCCAGGAUCUGGGAAAUCAGCAACGAUUCAUCAUAUUGCCUUAACAUUACAAGAGAAAAAGUAUGAGGUCGUACCAAUUGAGGAUAUCAGAAAGAUAGAAGAUUAUACUGACUCUCGUUAUUCCCAAGUAUUUGUCGUUGAUGAUGUACUAGGUAUCUUAAAACUACAAAAGCCAAAAUUAAAGUCAUUAAUGGAUUACGAAGAACAAAUUUCAAAUCCCUUCAAUGAAAAUACAAAGGUAUUGAUGUCAUGUAGGGAAGCAGUGUUUAAUGAGUGUUACAAAUCAUUUUUCAUAAAUGAGAAACACGUGAUAAAAUUAAGCAAUCCAGAAAAUAUGUUGAAUGAAGAUGACAAAAAAUCCAUUCUUCAGAUUCACGGUUUGGAUAGAAAUUUAUUGCCUACUUCAUUCCUGCAAGAAACAUCAUAUAGGUUUCCUUUACUGUGUAAACUGUACUCGAAAGUUGAGAAAUUUAGAAAAAAUGCUGAAAAUUUCUUUACCUGUCCAGUUGAAUGCAUUUUAGAAGAAUUUGAAAAGAUGAAAUGUCAUUACAAGUUAUGCUAUGCUACUUUGGUUUUAUUAAUGUUAAAUGACAGAAAACUAUCAAAGAAAAGUUUUCUAAGCAAAGGGAACAACCAGUUCUACGAAAUGAAAUCAAAAGUAAUAGAGAGCUGUGAAGUUGAGAGUAACACAGAUGCAUUCAAAUUUGUUAGAGCAUUAUCAGUAAUGGAGGGGACAUACACAAAAUUAUGUGGAUCUGAGUACACUUUUAUUCAGGAAUCCAUGUAUGAAAUAAUGGCGUAUCAUUUUGGUUGUCAGUGUCCGGAUAUCAUUUUGCAAUAUAUUAGCAGCAGUUACAUUGCUAAGAAAGUGGAAGUAAAAGAAUGUAAAAAGACAAUGGAAAACGGAAGAACACAAGUCACUGGAAAUGUAAAGGAUGGUGAAGAGCAUGAUGUAUUAAAUAGUAAAAGCGGCGAUGGAAGUGAUUCAUUUGAUCUUUGUAUAAGGUUAGGAGAGGACAAGUUUUUAGUUUUAGCUGAGCGUUUGUACAGUGAUAUAGAGAAUUUGGAACUGUAUGAUGUUUUUAUGAAUGAUGUUUUAAAACAGUCAGAAGUAUGUAAGCUCUUUAUAGAGGUGCUAAACAGGAAGUCUUACUCGGGAUGGAAAGCUUUAUUUCUAUCAAAGCAGAAUGAUGUGCAUAGAAUUGUCAGGAAAAUAAAUUGGGUAGUGAAGGAAUGUGAGGAAUCGGAAAAACGGAGCAAUGAAUUGCGUAAACAGAAUUUGCUUGUAAAUGAAAGAUGGACACCACUUAAAGGAUCAACAUACAGUGUGAGGGUUAUUAGUUGGGUGGUUUAUUACGGCCACAAUAAGAUUCUACAACAUAUCCUAGAACAAACUGACCGACAAAACGAAACACACUCUCAAGUGUUUGAUAGUUCAAUUUACCCUGUUCGAAGCUUUGUUACGGAAGAAAGCGAAAAAAAUAUUCCAGCAAAUGACAGAAAAGACAACCCAUGUAUCUUAAACACCAGUACUCAUUCGGGAAAUGAGGAAUUGGUCAUAAAUCAGUCAAUAUCUGAACAACAUCGCUUACUUGUGUUGGGAUGUUACAGUGGUGAUUUAGAGACCGUAAGAAUAUUGAUCAAAUAUGUCAGUAAAAGUACUAUAAACAAAGAACUGCGAUAUUUGGAUUAUGAUGAUAGAUUGAUUGUAACUCCACUUACUGCAGCAUGUACAUCUGGACAAAUGACUGUGGUUAAGGAGCUGUUAGAUGCGGGGGCUGAUCUGAACCCGCAAGGUAAAUAUGAUACUCCACUAACUGUAGCAUGCAGAGGUGGUUAUACCAAUGUAGUAAAAGAACUAAUAAAAUCAGGAGCUGAAGUCAAUCCUCAGGGCAAAUUUCAUACGCCACUGACUGCAGCAUGUACGAGUGGAAAUGCGAGUGUAGUGAUGGAGCUAAUAAAGGCUGAGGCUGAUAUUAAUCCUGAAGAUAAAUAUAAUACACCACUGACUGCAUCAAGUAAGGGUGGAUUUAUCCAUGUAGUAAAGGAGCUAAUAAAAGUCGGGGCUAAUGUCAAUCUUCGAGAUCAGAAUGAUACGGCACUGACUGCAGCAUGUUAUUAUGGACAUAAGAGUAUUGUGAAGGAGCUAAUUAAGGCAGGAGCUGAUGUCAAUCUAGAGGGAAAAUAUCAUACACCACUAAGUGCAGCAUGUGAGAGAGGACAUGUGGGUGUUGUAAAAGAGCUGAUAGAUAAGGGGGCUGAUGUCAAUCUACAAAGGCAGAAUUAUACGUUACUGAUUGCAGCAUGUCAAGGUGGAUAUAUAAGCGUAGUAAAGGAGCUGAUAGUGGCAGGGGCUGAUGUAAAUCAACAAACUCAGAAUAAUACACCACUAAAAGCGGCAUGUCAAGGUGGACAUUUAAAUGUAGUGAAUAAGCUUAUAGAAGCUGGGGCUAAUAUCAAUCCGCAGACUGAAUAUAAUACACCACUGACUGCCGCAAGUGAGGGUGGACAUAUAAGCGUUGUAAAAAUGCUGCUAGAGGAAGAGGCUGAUGUCAAUCCACACGGUAAAUACAAUUUACCACUGACUGCAGCAUGUAGAUAUGGACAUUUGAGUGUAUUGAAGGAACUGUUAGAGGCCGGGGCUGAUGUCAAUCCACAAAGGUUCUUUAAUUUACCAUUGACAGAGGCAUGUAAAAAUGGACACUUAUGUGUUGUAAAGGAGUUGAUAAAAGCAGGGGCUGAUAUCAAUCCACAAUGUACAUACCAUACACCACUGACGAUGGCAUGUAAAAGGGGACAUACUGAUAUUGUCAAAGAACUCUUAGACGUAGGAGCUGAUCGCAAUCCCCAAGGUAAAUAUCACACACCGCUUACUGCAGCAUGUAAGGAUGGACAUGUUGAGGUAGUGAAGGAGUUGAUAGAGGCAGAGGCUGAUGUCAACCUACAAGGAAAAUACCACACACCGCUGACAGCGGCAUGUAAUGGUGGAUAUCUGAACGUAGUGAAGGAACUCUUAGAGGCCGAAGCUGAUGCCAAUAUUCAAGGUCAAGAUGAUACACCACUGACAGCUGCAUGCAGGGGUGGAUAUUGCAGUGUAGUCAAUGAACUGAUAGAGGUAGGGGCUGAUAUUAAUAUGCAGGAUUCGAAAGGAAGAACUCCUAUAUAUACUAUAAUUUUCAAUAAUACGGAGUCCCUGAUACCACCAGCACUAAUGGUCAAUGAUCAUGGUGCGGAUGCAACUAUCUGUAAUAAUGAGGGUCUAUCAGCAUUAAGCAUUGCGUUAGUUGAAAUGAAAAUUGAUGUUGUAAAAGAACUCGUACAAACAGAACGUGAAGGUCAGCUUAAUAAACGGAAGUUACAUUUGUUGGAAUCUUUAGUGAACAUAAGGAAUAGUGACGUGAUAACUGAUAGUAAAGAUAACGUGGUGAUGACACACACACGGGUGAGGCAAAUAGAUAAAUUUGGAGAUUUAUAUAAAAUAAUCAAAGAAAACAAAUGUGACGUACUGAAAAAUUUAUUUCACAUGGGUCUGGAUUUCAAUCAGUGGAUACAGCUGUACUACGAAGAUUAUGAGUCUGAUUUUGAUGAAAAACCUCUUUUGUUCUCGGUGAUUGAUGAAGGACUUGGUAGGUUUAUUCUGAUUGAUGAGAACAAUGUAGUAGAGAUGUUAAGGACACUUCUGGAAGCUGGGACGGAUGUCAAUGUCAGGGUGAGGUACAGGGAAUAUAACGAUGUGGAAGACAGAGAGGGUGUGUCUGUUCUGGAGAGGACACGACGCCUUGUGAAAAAGUUCAAAGAGGGUAAAUUUAAAUGGAAAAGAAGCGCAGUGCAACCUUGCAAGAGGGUCUUAAGUGUCUUAAAAAAUUAUGUAAGACGAUACUCUGUAUGAAAAUUAUACAGAAAGGUUUAAAAUAAUAUGUCCCACAAUAUGCAACUGUUAGGGCUAGUGAAUUUUAUUUUUGUACAACUCUACACACUUUUCAAAUAUUGUUUUACAUUCUUCUUAUUACAUUUCUCAAUAAACUUCUUGAGGAUGUGUUAACUGCGUAUUGUACAUAAAAUUCAUCAUUUCAAACCCGAUAUCAAAAUAGUUGCAGACUUUCCAUGCAUUAAGAUUGAGAAUCCUUACUUCCCAGAUUUUUUUUCCAUUUUUCCGACAAGAUCGGGAAUAUUCGAGUCGUGAAGUGACGAAAAUAUAAAGUCACAUUUAAGGACAUGUUUUUUAAAAACACAAAUGGUAGUUUUGUUGGCAUCAAUGACAUGGAAAUACAUGUAGCAUUAAAUCAUUCUUUGUAAUUUUAUUCAAGUAGGAUAUUACUAUUGUUGUUAUGCACCAAAUAGGAUAAUUGGGAGUAUGGAAUUUUUCAGGUGCACUGAUAAAAAAAUUAAAAAAUUCGUUUGACCCGAACUGUCUCCGUUCUUAUAUAUAUUGUCUGUGGAACUCAUUAUAUGCAAGCGGUGCUUCCCGCCGCCCCUGUGCUCACUUUAAUGAAAAUUUCAUACUCAGUUUUUUUUUUAUCUUACUGUGAGAUCUAGGGUGAGUGUAGAAAGAACAAGAACUAGUACACAAUAGACUGAUUGACAGUGUCGUUAUACGAGCCUACUGAAUUAAUAAAAUAUCAAAGUUCAAACUUUGUGUGAAAUUCUGUGUUGGAGUAAAUUGCGUAGGAAAGUAAUGAAUUUUUUUGCCAAACAAUUUUUGCCUAAAAGCUUCAUUAAAAUUACCAUCGACAUUACUUUAGAAAUGAAAGAAAUUAGAUUACAAUUACUUUUCAAAUGUAAUAAAUUAAAUCGAAAAUUACAUUGCACAUGCAACAUAUCAUUUUCAUAUUUACAUUAGAUUCAGCUACCACAGAUUUACUUAAAUUGUUUAAAUGUUCAUUUCAAUUACUUUGUCCCCUGACCUAUAUCUAACAGGUCCAAAGGUGUUUUCUUAGUCACUGAAAAUACUUUACAUUGUUGUAUAUGCAUUGUUAGAUACAUACCGAGCGCUGGUUGUAAGUUCGCGCAAUUUUUUAAAAUUUUAUUUCUAAAAUGUUACAACAAUUUAUGCAAUUAAUAAGCUUUUAUUUUUGUCAAGUAUUUAGAUGACUUGUGCCUUGAUAUUGCAAGCUAUCUCAGAAAGUUAGUAGUAGAUAGUAUAUUGUGUGUCAGUCUACCAUAAAUGUGUGAUAGAUUUGGAUUUUUUGAUAUUAUAGCUUUUAUAACUGUUAUAAAACUUGGCAGUAAUAAUCGAUGUCAAAGUUAAAGUAUUGAUUUUUAGCAAUAUUUACCAUGAUCUCUUUUUCCCGCUUGUGUCAAAAACAUUGCCGUUUCAGUUCAGAGUUAACAGCAAUAAUUUCUUUCUUUGAUUGGUUAAAUCUUUAUAUUCUCACAUUCGGAAACUCUCUCAUUUACGUUGCCCUUUAUAGCUCAACUGAGCCGAAACCUUGAAAACCCAAAAUAUUGUCAAAAAGUUUAUUAAAAAUGCAGAUUUUAGAUUUCUGUUAAGAGGGCUAAAAAUAAACUUUCGGUAAUGGAAUGUAAAUCAUUCAACUGUUAAAAAAAUAA
This is a messenger RNA of Saccostrea cuccullata (small rock oyster), 6411 nucleotides long. RefSeq lists its product as uncharacterized. Bases 17 to 4750 code for a protein of 1577 amino acids. Lineage: Eukaryota; Metazoa; Mollusca; Bivalvia; Ostreida; Ostreidae. The record is from RefSeq and is a predicted model, not a curated record. Gene Ontology annotation, molecular function: protein binding. The transcript has 4 exons.